Prunus armeniaca (apricot) is the source of this 504-nucleotide messenger RNA. The record is from the annotation of a GenBank genome assembly. Lineage: Eukaryota; Viridiplantae; Streptophyta; Magnoliopsida; Rosales; Rosaceae.
AUGGACUGGGAUAUAGGAAAGUCAUGGGAAAAAUGGUUGGUAAUUCAACAGCAACUGGUGGCCUAUCAUAUUAAGGAUAUUCUUAUUCCUUUCUUCAGGGGUGGGAAAUACACGGAGGAUGAUGCAAGGACCGUCAUGAUACAAAUAUUAAAUGUUGUUGCGUUUUGCCACCUUCAAGGCGAUGAGGAUUCACAGUUGAAGGCUAUAGACUUUGGCUUGUCAGAUUUUGUCAAACCAGGUUGGUCGUCAAAGGUUCUGAUUAUAGUUUUGGAAACUGCAUUACAGUUUUCAUUUAAUUACAAUUUGAUUUUUGUUCUUUCAUUGGCCUUUAACCUCACCAAUUUGAAGAGUAGAGGCUACCCAUAUGAGGAAUUGGGUGGGCAAGAGAGGAGUAGAACUACCCAAGAGCAAGGGAACUCAAAAUUGGACUUUUGGAAACUGCACUGCAGUUUUGGAAAGUGCAUUGCUAGAAACAAAGUAUUUUACCAACAUGUCUUGAAUUAA